AUGCUUCACAACUUGGAAUCUGCAACCAUCCCUCUUGGAACAUCGCCAUUGCCUAUCAGUUUGGAAGCUGAAUCAUCCAUCCACAACCAGUACAGACAUAUUCUUCUAGGCAAUGGGUGUUGCGGCACGGAGGAUUGGAGAAGCAGUUUGCCUGAAGACCCCGUGAUUGACUUGGGCAAUGUAUGUUGUGGCAUGGAGGAUUGGAGAAGCGGUUUGCCUGAAGACCCCGUGAUUGACAUUGCAGAAUCUAGGACCAUGAGUUCUGGACCGGAAUCUACGAUAUACCACCACACACAGUUUCUUGGGGGCACUGCAGGUACAAACAUGGAGGAACGGAUACCCGGACUGCCUGAAAACCUGAGGAAUAUGGACAAUGUGGCAUAUAGAACCAUGCCUCUUGGAACACUUCCAUCCGGAUCAAAAUCCGACAAAGAGACACAGAUUUUUCAAAGCAUUUUGUGUUCUAAUAUGGAGGAGUCAUCGAUAUACGACAAAGCGAUACAUAUUCUUCAAAGCGAUCUGUGCUUUGACAUGGAGGAAUGGAGAAGGGGUUUGCCUGAAGACUUGAUGAGUGAUAAUUUGGAAUCCAGAAACAUAGCUCUUGGAACAUUGCCGUUGACACUCAAUCUCGGAGUGGAGUCAUGA
Messenger RNA from Ilex paraguariensis (yerba mate), 645 nucleotides. Lineage: Eukaryota; Viridiplantae; Streptophyta; Magnoliopsida; Aquifoliales; Aquifoliaceae. The record is from the annotation of a GenBank genome assembly.